CGCAUGUUUCUUACAAAUUUCGGUUCCAAUUCAGGAUACCCUGACUUUUUUUCACCCUCACAUGCUACCAGUAUUAUGGUAGGACAUACCAUGCCCUAUAACACGACCCUUGAUUCAUAUUUGUAUUCGUGUCGUGUCGUGUCAUGUUGGGCCUGAAGGGGCUCAUGCAGUCGCUCAUUACGCGCGGUUGACAAACAAAAAGAAAUCCAUAGCAUUGCGUCUUUCGACUCUUUCCACAUAGUCACAUCCUUUCUGUACGUCCCCAUUCAUGCCAUUCUGCGCGCAAUUCUGCAAAUGCUCACAAAUAUUAUGAACGUAUAAGAAUAAAUUCAUGCAACAAAUCAAAAAUUCAUUCCAUUCUAAAAACCAUGAAAAUAACAACAACCAUCCCUCAACUACCUCUCAUCAUCGUCUUCCUUCUUCUCCUCGUCCCCCUUAUAACCUUAUUUUCUCUCUCCUACCAAGCUGCUGAAUCCUCUGUCUCCAAAACGCGACCCGACAACGACCUCAUUAUCCGACCCGGUUACGCCACCUACGAAUCUUACCUCACCCGCCAACUCCAAAAAACCUUAAACCCGAAACUCCGUCAAAUAUGGGCUACCCGAGACUGGGACCGUAAAGUCGAGGUUUUCUCCCUCUUCUUUCUCUCUCUUCAGAAGGCUCACCUCCUCUUCAACCAUUCCAAGGCUCUCUGCGUUGGAGCCCGAGUCGGGCAGGAAGUUGCCGCGUUGAAGCGAGUCGGAGUGAGUGACUCAGUUGGAAUCGACUUAGUGCCGUAUCCGCCGUUGGUUGUUCAUGGGGACUUUCAUUCUCAGCCGUUCGAUGAUGGGAGGUUUGACUUUGAGUUUUCUAAUGUCUUUGAUCAUGCGCUUUUCCCGGAGAAGUUCGUUGGGGAGAUCGAACGGACGUUGAAGCCUGGUGGGGUCUGUGUAUUACACGUGUUGAUAUCUAAGCGGGCAGAUAAGUAUUCUGCUAAUGAUUUGUUUAGUGUUAAGCCGUUAAUUAAGUUGUUUAAACAAUCUGAGGUGGUUCAUGUUAAGAAUAUCGAUGGGUUUGGGCUUGAUACUGAGGUUGUUUUUAGAAAAAAGUUAAAAUUGUGAUUGAAUAUAUUUUUUUUUAAGUUCUUAUUCUAACUCUAAGAUAGAAAUUCUGGAGGAAUGAUUUUUUAUUUUUUGUUAUUGGUAUGAUUUUUGAGAAAGUUUUUUAUGUACUGUGUUUGUCUCGUGUCUUAUACUCCUUCCGUAUUUAAUUAUUAAAGAUACCGUUUGACCGAUAUGUAGUAGUAGGGACAUUUUUAAGCUAGUUAGAGGGGGGAGAAGGGGAAUAUAAUUUUAGUACCUCGUAUGUGAGCAGCUCUUAAAUAGUUGUGUCAAAAUCACUUUCCGAAAAAUUUUAUUGUAAAGAAUGUAAGAUGAAGGUACAAGUUGAUUCUCAGUUUCUCACAAAUUAGACAAAUGCAAAAGGGCAACAAUUGUCAAUUGUCUUCUUUUCUUAUUCUGGGUCUUAUGGCCUGAUUUCCUGGAUGUAAGAAGCUAUUGUAUGAAGAGGAGGAUUAGUUGGUCCUACAGAAUUACAGGUCAAAAGGGAAACAAACAAAAAAGUGAUGAAUUUAGGAAAGUUUGAUGAUUCGGAAUGAUUUGAAAUUUGAACUUUUAGAACUUGUUACAUUAAACAAUGGAGUGCGAGAUUUUCAUUCACAGCAUGUUUACAUAAGAGAUGAAAUGAGCUAAGUCUUUACAAAGAAUCGGCGAUUUCUUUACUGCUAUACAAUACGGAGUAAAGUUUAUUGAGGAUUGAUCCAAGCUCUCAAGUCUCAAAGUUUGUACAUUCACUAAAACCCUUGAAAAAAAUGAUGAACUCUCAUUCCCAAUU
Molecule: messenger RNA, 1872 nt
Organism: Spinacia oleracea (spinach)
Lineage: Eukaryota; Viridiplantae; Streptophyta; Magnoliopsida; Caryophyllales; Amaranthaceae
Exons: 1
Coding region: 369-1100 (243 amino acids)
Molecular function (GO): S-adenosylmethionine-dependent methyltransferase activity
Source: RefSeq, a predicted model, not a curated record